UCCGUCUGUGCAUGACACCUAGCUGUCUGCGUGUUCUUUGUGCAGUACCGAGUGCGAAUGAGCUAGAUCGGCCGGGGAUGCAGUUGCUUGUACUAGAAGAUCUGAAUCUACGGCUUUCAGAAAAAGCUGAUUUGUGAAAGCAAUCGUAAUACUCAACUAGUCAGUUCCGAAUCCUACCUACUGAGAUUGCUGCGACACCUAAUUGGGUCGAACAGAUGAUAAACGAGAGAUUUUCUUAAUUUUGCUGCGUACGUACGUAUGGAUGGUCUAUGUGUUGUAUCUGCGCGAUGUGCGUGAGCGUGUCCAUCUAACCUUGGCUGGCUAUGGACUCGAUGCAAAUCAAACUUUGCUGAAACUGUUUCUAUUCAAAAGGAGGCUGGCCGUGCGGUGCGCCAGCAGCGGCCCCACGGGGCCCGCGCCGUCUGUCACCCCCUCGUGGUUAAUCAACAUGCGGCCGCUAGAUGCGUUGUUCUACCAGCAAGGCCGGUUAGUCGCUGCACACCCAUGGGAGGUGAUCGUGGCAGCACUAACGUUGAUGAUAACUCUUGGGCUUACCGCUUCGAACAUUGGCUAUCCGUCGGCUUCACUACGCUCCCGUGAAGGUAGCAGUGGAGUUAGUUCAGAGCUGCACGCGGUCAUUGUUUUAGGCGCAUUACUAUACGUGGCACAUCAGCUCAAAGCGUUACGAUGCUGUCGGCAAAAGGUCAUCUUGGCAGCGAUAGCAUACGCACUAUUCUCCGUGCUGAUCCUCGCGGGCACUCUCGUUUGCCUUUUCGGACGAACGUUUGCACAAGUCAAGGAUGCGUUACCGCUAUUUGUGCUUCUUCUGGACCUCGGUAAAGCCUCUAAAUUAGCUCAGCACACAGCAACGCACGCAAAUGCACAGGACGGUGUAGGUGACGCUAUCGGGGAGGGCCUAGCAACACUUGGUCCUGGCCUGACGCUGGACACUCUCGUGGAGACUCUUGUGAUAGGCGUUGGCGUUGGCAGUUCCUCAGGGGUGGGCUCGAGUUCGGGCCUCGAAAGCCUUGCCAUUUAUGCUGUGCUUUCGGCUCUAAUCACCUAUGCUGUGUUCUUCUCAUUUUACCCUGCUCUCCUCGCACUUCUAUUCGAGGAGACGCCAAUCGAAACAAGUGACGCCAAUUCAUCAGGAGAGGAAAACCAGUCAAAUCCAGUUUUGCAAAGAGUUAAAGUUAUUAUGAGUGCAGGUUUGAUGGUUGUACAUGCACACAAUCGCUGUGCAUCGCCGAACGGAAUACCAACAAGUGGCUCCAACCAAAGUGCGCAGUCUUUCGCUGUUUCCUCGGAGAACACCGCAAGCGACUCAGAAGCACAGGCCUUGCCUGCACCACACCCAACCGCAGCAAUGCCCAGGUUGUACGAACAGAUUGCUGGAAUAGGCAGUCCGACAGGCUGGUUUUGGUUAAGCAUUGAGCAGGUCGUUAUACUCGGUGUGGCCCUGGGCAUUGCGGUCAAAUACCUCUUCUUCGAGAGGCGUGCGCAAUUAAAACAAGAGCUGGCGUCAGCGGCCAUUGAUCUCAUUGAGGGGAUCGACAAGACAAAGCUGCGAGGGUCACCUCACUGUGAUGUGGCGCCAGAUCGCAAUCUACGUGAUAGAGUACGCAAGAUAUCGUCUGAGCUCGAGGAGCGCAAAAGACCCUCAUUUAUGCUUGGAGCCGAAGAUGGCGAAUUCGACCGCGAAGACAAAAUGGUUCAGACGGAUCCGCCGUUUGUCGUGCACAGUGAUUCAUCGGUGACAUCGCCUAUCACGCACGUUGUUGCAACAGAUACUGAAGACGAAUGUCCGUGUCGUGAUAUAUCCGAAUGUCUUGAACUGUUAAGUAAGGAGGGCGGAUCCCACGAGCUCACGGACAAGGAGGUCCUCAUGAUGCUUGACAGCGGCCAUAUACCGGCGUACAAGCUAGAAUCGGUGCUCGACAACCCUAUCCGUGGGGUAGCCAUUCGACGUCACGUCGUCGCCACCGAGGCGGCAGCUGGUCCGGUUCUACAGAAGCUCCCUUACCUCCACUACGACUACUCACUUGUAAUGGGAGCUUGCUGUGAGAACGUUAUUGGUUACGUUCCAAUACCUGUUGGUAUUGCUGGCCCAUUGUUACUCGACGGUCGCAAAUUUUUCGUUCCCAUGGCAACGACCGAGGGCUGUUUAAUUGCAUCGACAAAUCGUGGAUGUCGAGCCAUUGCCAGGGCCGGUGGAGCAUGCUCGGAGGUCUUCAAUGAGGGUAUGACUCGGGGACCCGUCAUCAAGCUGCCAAGUGCCACCGAAGCCUCUAAUAUAACCAAGUGGCUGAGAAAGAAGGAGAACUUUGCUGAAAUCAAACAGGCCUUUGACGCCACAUCUCGUUUUGCCAGACUCCAGCGAAUACAGACUCGAAUUGUUGGUAAAUACCUGUUCAUUCGGUUCGUUUCGACGACGGGUGACGCAAUGGGCAUGAAUAUGCUAUCGAAAGGCAGUGAAAUUGCGCUCGAACGCUUGCGCGAGAUCUUCCCCACUGUCGAGAUAAUCUCAGUAUCGGGCAAUUACUGCACCGACAAAAAGCCAGCAGCCGUCAACUGGAUUGAGGGCCGAGGCAAGGGUGUCGUAUGCGAGUCCGUCAUUCCAGCGCGUCUGGUUAGCGAAGUGCUGAAAACGAGCGCGGCCGCCGUGGCUGAAGUGAAUACCAGCAAAAACCUUAUCGGCUCCGCAAUUGCAGGAUCAAUCGGAGGAUUCAACGCACAGGCGGCUAAUAUCGUUACGGCAAUAUACAUUGCCACUGGGCAAGACCCGGCGCAGAACGUAGGAAGUUCAAAUUGUAUCACCGUUGUUGAAAGUUGCGGCGAAAACAACGAGGACCUGUACAUUUCGUGUACGAUGCCGUCGAUUGAAAUCGGCACCGUUGGAGGUGGAACAAUACUACCGGCGCAAAGCUCCCUUCUCGAGUUGUUGGGUGUUAAAGGCUCAUCGCAAGAUAUGCCGGGCGAAAAUGCGAGAACGCUUGCUAGGGUUGUAUGUGCUACCGUAAUGGCUGGCGAGCUAUCACUGCUAUCGGCGCUUGCCGCUGGCCACCUGGUCAAAUCGCAUAUGCGGCACAAUCGUUCAUCGAUUAACAUGAGCACUUCAACGUAGGAAGGUAUGGCCGCAUACACAGUGUCUUCCAAAGCGACUUCAUCUGCCGAAACUCAGUGUCUUCUGUUUCCUUGCACACUGAUAAACUAAACAAAAACAGGCAUACAUCGUAUUACCGGCGCCGUAGUGCUUACUAAAAUGUCCAUUUCCCGGAUGCUGUAGUUUCUGUCUAUGACCACUUUUUACGACGAAAAUUAGCCUCCGGUUGCUACAACGUCAACGGUUAUCUAUCUACAUGUCGUAUGCAUCUUCGCUU
Molecule: messenger RNA, 3380 nt
Organism: Varroa destructor (honeybee mite)
Lineage: Eukaryota; Metazoa; Arthropoda; Arachnida; Mesostigmata; Varroidae
Gene: Hmgcr
Product: HMG coenzyme A reductase
Biological process (GO): coenzyme A metabolic process; isoprenoid biosynthetic process; sterol biosynthetic process
Cellular component (GO): peroxisomal membrane; endoplasmic reticulum membrane
Molecular function (GO): protein binding; NADP binding; hydroxymethylglutaryl-CoA reductase (NADPH) activity
Source: RefSeq, a predicted model, not a curated record